AUGAGCAUCGCAGGACAGCAGUGUAGUGACUGCCGCAAACAAGACCAACCCUGCGACGCGUGCGUCACAAGAACCAACCAGGGGAGGAGAUAGUCUCGCACUAUCUUUGCAAACUUUAAGGCCGGCCUUGCGCACGAAACGCACCCGCUAGGUGGUGGCUCGCGGUAGGUCUACGGCGGUCACAUUAGCGUGACUUUCGUGAACGCAACGUAGCCAAAUUGCAGCAGCAUGCACACUGCGGCCGUGAGACGGGCAGGGCUGUUCGCAGCGAGGCCACCGCUGGCAACGCGGAGGGUUGCUGCGUCUCGGGCGAUGCAUUCGGUCCCUGCCCACGGCGCGCAGGGUCGAGGAGCUGUUUGCGUCGCCGCUAGGGAUGGUCGGAAAGAGAGGCAUACCGGGGGUGUCGUGGGGACUAGCUCUAGGGCUGCAGGGGCCCCCAGGCCACGGAAUUCGGUGGCUAUAACGCAACGCCACUUUAGCUCCGGACUGCCGGACCACGACGUCGUCGGCCUGCCCGCCCUCUCUCCGACGAUGGAGACGGGAACAAUUACGGAGUGGCUUGUAAAGGAGGGCGAUGCUUUUGCUGCGGGGGACAUUAUCUGCAUGGUGGAGACCGAUAAGGCAACCGUUGACUUCGAGGCGCAAGACGAGGCCGUCCUGGCCAAGAUCCUCGUUCCCGCCGGAACCCCCGAUGUCGCCGUGGGCACCCCGAUGAUGGUCCUCACGGAGAGCACCGACGACGUGGCGGCCUUCGCAGACUUCUCGGCGGGGGCCCCGGAGACUGAAACGGCCGCGCCGCCGGCAGCGGCGCCAGCGGCGGAGGUGGAAGUCUCGGCAGAGCCGGCCUCUGCGGCCCCUGCGACGCCGCCGGCAGCGGCGCCGGCCCCCGGGGGUAGGGUGGCGGCGAGCCCGUUGGCGAAGCACUUGGCGAAGUCGGAGGGGUACGAGCUGUCCGCCAUUGCAGGAACGGGUCCUGGCGGCAGGAUCAUCGCUGCGGAUGUCAAGGAGUUCGUGCCCGCUGCGAUGCCUGCGGUGGAGGCUCCCAAGGCCGCUGCGGCUGCGGCUGCGGCACCGGCGACGCCAGCUGUUGGGCAGCCCUCCCCGUCUGGCGACUUCGUGGACUACCCCGUGUCCGAACAGGCGCUUGCUAUCGCGCAAGGGCUGACUGUGUCCAAGCAGACCGUUCCCCACUACUACCUCACCGUAGACCUCAAGCUGGAGAAGCUCUUGAAGGUGCGCGAAACGUUGAACGAGGGCUUGCCAGAGGACGAGCACUUGUCGCUUAACGACAUGCUUCUUAAGGCGGCCGCCAUCGCUUCGGAGAAGGUCCCCGAUGUAAACGCCUCCUGGAUGGACACUUUCGUGAGACAAUACAACUCCUUCGACGUCAACGUUAUGGUGGGGGUCGGGGAUGGGCUGGUGGCGCCGGUGGUGCGGGAUGUCGGCCGCAGGGGCCUCAAGGCUAUCUCCAGCGACGUUAAGGCCUUGGCUAGCAGCGCGCAGGCUAUGGAGCUCGAGCCCCACCAGGUGGAGACGGGAACCUUCACCGUGACGAACCUCGGGGCCUACGGAGUCAAAAACUUCGCCCCCAUCGUGCGCAUGCCCCAGGCGUGUGCGCUGGCCAUCGGCGCCGCUGAGGAGAGGGUUAUCCCCAACGAGGAUCCCGACAGCGAAGAUAUAUACCAGCUCGAGACGAUGCUGUCGGCUACCCUGAGCUGCGAUCACAGGGUUGUGGACGGGGCAGUUAGCGCGCAGUGGCUGGCCGCCUUCCGAGGCCUAGUGGAGAACCCGCUCACGAUGCUCCUCUAGAUUUAUUGUCGCCGCAAUGCACUUGUUGGUAACGCCUACCGGUGCAUACAGUAGGUAGACCGAGUAGGGUUAGGACAGCCGUCUGGGGUAUAGGGAUGUGAGGUAUUUGGAGUUGUGUUGCGACAUUGUGCCGCUGCCGCUGCCGCGGGCUGGGGGGGGCGGGGGGGGCAUGUCCAGACCAGAGCGCCAGCUUGGUCUGGCAGAGUCGCAAGCGGCAUUGGACUUUCGUUAGGUGGUGGAGCAAGUGGGAACGAGAGCAGACAUUACUCUCUGUAUCGUGGUGUUCUAUGUUUGUAAGGGGGGGAUCAUCUCGCGGCUUCCAUCAACAAGAGAUGGGCAAGCUAGCUGACAUUGAAACCAAAGCGAGAUUCAGGAAUUCGGAGAAGCACAACCUUACUGCUUUCCAAUCAAUGGGGAUUGUAUCAAGGUGGGGAGUGGGUCACCCGGUUAUCCCUGCAUUCUCUUGCAGCAGACGGGGGCGCUACAUUUUUGCUGAAUUUUGUCAUCGAACAGCAACCAAGAACCAAGUUGACCCUCUUGCGGGUGCAGGGGAGGCUUUCUAGUUUUUUUUUGUUUUUGUCGGUGUUGUGAACCUCGCUGCUAUCUAUCGGUGCAAUCAUGACCAGGCGGCGACGGCGGGGGGCUUUUUUUUUGCCUUCCGCUGAUCAUUUCCACCUGUGUUUUGGAAAUGACGCUAGGAACACACCGAUGCCCCUUGUCGAUCCCCUCCUAUUCCUUUGCACUCGAGAAACGAACAGCGCCUGCAAGGGAAUAGCGAGGGCUUCUUGUUGCUUACCCGACAAGUGUACCGCAGUAGGUCUCACUGUCACGCCCUUUGACCAACAGGCCAUGCCGACCCCCUCCAGUCCUCGAGACGCUGUCACUCGAUAAUUUGGCUGUAGUAACUCGCACUCACACACUGCACUUCAGGCCCGGUGGCCCAAUAUCACGUCAACUCGGGGCGGGGAAGUACUCUUAUGUUUUGCAUGCCAUAGCAGUUAGACCAUUGACUACGCGUCCUCGAGAGGACGGAGCAUUGUUCCCACAGGACCGAUCACCGAUGGCCAAUCGUUCCUUUCUACUUUGCCAAAGGUGGCUAAAAAAUGUCUUCCCUAGUCUGUCUAUCCUAACGAUAUCCCUUCCCGCCUUUUCAACCCACCUCCUAUGCCCCAGUACAGCUACCGUCCUUUCCUCUCUAUUCCAUGCCUCAAACAUCUCCCUGUACGUUCCAUCUAUUUUUCCCAGCUCAGUCACGUACACUUCCCUCUCCUUCUUGUACAACGGACAUUCCGCGACUACAUGAACACGGUCUUCGCAUUCGAAGCCGCAAUCACAUUUGAACUCGUCGUCUUCCUCGUCUACCGUCCGACUAUGUCUUGGACGUUCUCGAAGGUCUAUUUCCCCGGUCCUGAAUUUGACCUCAAGCUUUGUUCCUGCAUCCAUUGGUGCAUGUAGGUUAUCGUUGAACCCUAUUCCUUCCUUCAAUAUUCCGUACACUUCUUGACCCUCCUUAUCCUUGGUUUAUUUCUUUAGGUUAUGUUCUCUCUCCGCACAAGCAACAGAUAUCUUCUCCUUGAACCCCUGUAGACCCUCCGUUUCCAGCGUUUCAUCUUCGUCGAUGUCGAGCCCCUUCCAUACGUCCUCUACAACCUUGACCCAUUCCGUGGGUUGUCUACCCCUCUUUUUGUUUGCCCACUUCGCCUCCCAUACAAUUCUCGGCAACCUCUCCUCUCCCAUCCCGCACAUGCGAUACUGCCAGGUCAGCUUCCUCGCGUCUCUUCCCGACCGUAGGGAUUGGAUCCCCAAUUCUGCCCUCACGGCUGCAUUACUUGUGCGCGUGGAGCAUCCUAGGAUGAUUUUCGCUGCUUUCAUCUGCGCCGCCUCGAGUUCUUUCACUACCUUCUUAUUUCCUUCCCAUACUACUCCGGCGUACUCUAGCAGCGGUACGAUUACGCUCUCCAAAACCGUCAAUUUGAUGCGUGUAUCGAGGUGCCGGUUUGCGAGUAUUGGAUGCAGCUUCCCUGCUCGUGAUUUGCCCUUUUCCGCUACCUUGGACAUGUGUGCAUUCCACGAGCAGUCUUUUGCGAUCUCUACUCCGAGGUAUGUGUACUGGUCCACUACUGCAAUCUCCUCGAUCCCCCACUUCCAUCUAUGUUCUACUGGUUCCUCCUUGUUCUCGUUGCAAACCAUGACGGCACUCUUCUGAACGUUGGCAGACAAUCUCCACUUAUCAGUAAACUUCUUCGCCGCGUCAAUUUGCAGUUGCAGUCCCUCAGGGGUGUCCGACAUACCGACAAAAUCAUCCGCAAACAGCAUUCCUGAGACUGAAGUUUCCGUGUCCCCUACUUGUACUCCCUUCCGGACUUCCUCUACGACUUCCAACAGAUCGUUGAUGAAUACCUGAAACAAUGUUGGGGACAGCGUGCAACCUUGUGGGACCCCCUGCUCAAUGGAAGAAUUUAGACAGUUCCCCGUCUAGCAUGACCGCGCUUUUCAUACACUCUGUCAUCUUCUUCAGCACUCUCCACAUUUUCCCCUUGAUCCCGUAUUUGGACAGUUGUUUCCACAACCCAUUUCUCCAUACGGUGUCGUAUGCCUUUUUCACGUCCAGGAAGAAGCAGUACGUCGGCUUUCCCGCCCUCUUUCUACCUUGGAUGAUUCUCCCUGCCGUAAAUACGUGGUCUACAGAUACCCACUUCUUUCGGAAACCUGCCUGGCCCUCACUAAUGCUAUGUUCCUUCUCCAANCAGCACUUUCCACAUAUUCCCCUUGAUCCCGUACUUGGACAGUUGUUUCCACAGUCCAUUUCUCCANUACUUUUCCUACUGUGUUGAACAGUGUGGUCCCCCUGUAGUUUCCUGGGUCAGUCUUGUCUCCGUUCUUCAACAAGUGCACAACCACUCCUUCCCUCCAUCUACUUGGCGUAUUCUCGUUUUUCCACACCCAAUUGUAUAGCAGUACC
Molecule: messenger RNA, 4771 nt
Organism: Ectocarpus sp. CCAP 1310/34
Lineage: Eukaryota; Phaeophyceae; Ectocarpales; Ectocarpaceae
Source: the annotation of a GenBank genome assembly